This is a messenger RNA of Cavia porcellus (domestic guinea pig), 9170 nucleotides long. It is a transcript of the gene Atp8a2, whose product is annotated as ATPase phospholipid transporting 8A2. NCBI's taxonomy places the organism in Eukaryota, Metazoa, Chordata, Mammalia, Rodentia, Caviidae. Gene Ontology annotation, molecular function: ATP binding; ATP hydrolysis activity; magnesium ion binding. Bases 59 to 3625 code for a protein of 1188 amino acids. Gene Ontology annotation, biological process: phospholipid translocation; neuron development. The record is from RefSeq and is a predicted model, not a curated record. The transcript has 37 exons. Gene Ontology annotation, cellular component: plasma membrane.
CGCGGCCGCAGCCCAUGGCCCUGGCGCCGCCGCCCGUGCGCGCAGCCACGCGGGCGCGAUGCUGAACGGCGCCGGCCUGGACAAGGCGCUGAAGAUGUCCCUGCCGCGGAGGGCGCGGAUCGGCUCGUCUGUGGGACCCGUUCGUUCUUCUGCGGGCUACAAGAAGGCGGAGGAUGAGAUGUCCCGGGCCACGUCUGUGGGAGACCAGCUGGAGGCGCCAGCCCGCACCAUUUACCUCAACCAACCGCAUCUCAACAAAUUCCGCGACAACCAGAUCAGUACCGCCAAGUACAGCGUGUUGACGUUUCUACCUCGAUUCCUGUAUGAGCAGAUUAGAAGAGCUGCCAAUGCCUUCUUCCUCUUCAUUGCCUUAUUACAGCAAAUUCCUGAUGUAUCUCCGACAGGAAGAUAUACCACCCUGGUGCCAUUGAUCAUUAUCUUAACAAUUGCCGGCAUCAAAGAGAUCAUAGAAGAUUUUAAACGACAUAAGGCAGACAACGCUGUUAACAAAAAGAAAGCCAUAGUGUUAAGAAAUGGUAUGUGGCAUACCAUUGUGUGGAAAGAGGUGGCAGUGGGAGACAUCGUCAAAGUGCUCAAUGGCCAGUACCUUCCUGCAGACAUGGUCCUGUUCUCCUCCAGUGAACCUCAGGCAAUGUGCUAUGUGGAAACAGCUAAUCUAGAUGGGGAGACAAACCUUAAGAUACGUCAGGCCUUGAGCCACACGGCAGACAUGCAGACGAGGGAGGUGCUGAUGAAGGUAUCAGGAAUCAUCGAAUGCGAAGGGCCCAACCGCCACCUCUACGACUUCACUGGGACCUUGAACUUGGAUGGCAAAAGCCCUGUUCCCCUUGGGCCUGACCAGAUCUUAUUAAGAGGUACACAGCUUAGAAAUACUCCGUGGGUUUUUGGCAUAGUUGUUUAUACUGGACACGACACCAAACUCAUGCAGAAUUCCACCAAAGCACCGCUCAAGAGAUCAAAUGUUGAGAAAGUGACCAAUGUGCAGAUCCUGGUGCUGUUCGGCAUCCUCCUGGUCAUGGCCCUGGUGAGCUCCGUGGGAGCCCUGUACUGGAAUAGGUCUCACGGUGGGACUAACUGGUACAUCAAGGAGAUGGACACAAGCUCGGAUAAUUUUGGGUACAACCUGUUGACAUUCAUCAUCUUGUACAACAAUCUGAUUCCCAUCAGCCUUCUGGUGACUCUAGAGGUUGUGAAAUACACACAGGCCCUCUUCAUAAACUGGGACACAGAUAUGUAUUAUAUAGAAAACGACACUCCUGCAAUGGCCAGAACAUCAAAUCUUAAUGAAGAACUCGGGCAGGUAAAAUAUCUAUUUUCUGACAAGACUGGGACUUUGACAUGCAAUAUCAUGAACUUCAAAAAGUGUAGCAUUGCAGGCGUAACCUAUGGGCAUUUCCCGGAGCUGACAAGGGAGCUGUCCUCAGAUGAUUUCUGCCGGAUACCUCCUCCUCCUAGUGAUUCUUGUGACUUUGAUGAUCCUCGGCUGCUAAAAAACAUUGAAGAUCAGCAUCCCACAGCCCCCUGCAUACAGGAGUUCCUCACCCUGCUGGCUGUGUGCCACACUGUUGUUCCCGAGAAGGAUGGAGACGAGAUCCUGUACCAGGCCUCCUCCCCAGAUGAAGCUGCACUGGUGAAAGGAGCCAAGAAGCUGGGUUUCGUCUUCACGGCCAGGACGCCGUACUCCGUCAUCAUAGAGGCGAUGGGACAGGAGCAGACAUUUGGAAUCCUUAAUGUCUUGGAAUUUUCCAGUGACAGAAAAAGAAUGUCCGUCAUUGUGCGAACUCCUUCAGGACAGCUUCGACUAUACUGCAAAGGCGCCGAUAAUGUAAUUUUUGAAAGACUUUCAAAGGAUUCAAAGUACAUGGAGGAAACAUUAUGCCAUCUAGAAUACUUUGCCACAGAAGGCUUGCGGACCCUCUGUGUGGCCUAUGCCGACCUCUCCGAGGAUGAUUAUGAGGAGUGGCUGAAAGUCUAUCAGGAAGCCAGCAUCAUCUUGAAAGACAGAGCCCAGCGGUUGGAAGAGUGUUACGAGAUCAUCGAGAAGAAUUUACUGUUACUUGGAGCCACAGCCAUAGAAGACCGCCUUCAGACGGGGGUUCCAGAAACCAUAGCGACGCUGUUGAAGGCAGAAAUUAAGAUAUGGGUAUUGACGGGAGAUAAACAAGAAACUGCAAUCAACAUAGGAUAUUCCUGCCGAUUGGUAUCACAAAAUAUGGCCCUUAUCCUACUGAAGGAGGAUUCUUUGGAUGCCACCCGGGCAGCCAUCACUCAGCACUGCACAGACCUCGGGAAUCUGCUAGGCAAGGAGAACGACGUGGCUCUCAUCAUAGACGGCCACACCCUGAAGUACGCGCUGUCCUUCGAGGUCCGCAGGAGCUUCCUGGACCUGGCGCUCUCCUGUAAAGCCGUCAUAUGCUGCAGAGUGUCUCCUCUGCAGAAGUCUGAGAUAGUGGACGUAGUGAAGAAGCGGGUGAAGGCUAUUACUCUUGCCAUUGGGGACGGUGCCAAUGACGUCGGGAUGAUCCAGACUGCUCACGUGGGAGUGGGGAUCAGUGGCAAUGAAGGCAUGCAAGCCACCAACAACUCGGAUUAUGCCAUUGCACAGUUUUCCUACUUGGAGAAGCUACUGUUGGUUCAUGGAGCCUGGAGCUACAACCGGGUGACCAAGUGCAUAUUGUACUGUUUCUAUAAGAACGUGGUCCUCUACAUCAUUGAGCUUUGGUUCGCCUUUGUUAAUGGAUUUUCUGGGCAGAUUUUAUUUGAACGCUGGUGCAUCGGCUUGUACAAUGUGAUUUUCACCGCGUUGCCACCCUUCACUCUGGGAAUCUUUGAGCGGUCUUGCACUCAGGAGAGCAUGCUCAGGUUUCCGCAGCUCUACAAAAUCACCCAGAACGCCGAAGGCUUCAACACAAAGGUUUUCUGGGGUCACUGCAUCAACGCCUUGGUCCACUCCCUCAUCCUCUUCUGGUUUCCCAUGAAAGCCCUGGAACAUGAUACUCCCUUGUCCAGUGGUCAUGCCACAGACUAUUUAUUUGUUGGAAAUAUUGUUUACACGUACGUCGUGGUUACAGUUUGUCUGAAAGCUGGUUUGGAGACUACAGCUUGGACUAAAUUCAGCCACCUGGCCGUGUGGGGAAGCAUGCUGAUCUGGCUUGUGUUUUUUGGUGUCUACUCAACCAUCUGGCCCACCAUCCCCAUCGCUCCAGACAUGAAAGGCCAGGCCUCUAGGGUCCUGAGCUCCGCCCACUUCUGGCUGGGGUUGUUCCUGGUUCCCACGGCGUGUCUGAUGGAAGAUGUAGCGUGGAGAGCGGCCAAGCACACUUACAAAAAGACCUUGUUGGAGGAGGUGCAGGAGCUGGAGACCAAGUCCAGAGUGAUGGGCAAGGCCAUGCUGAGGGACAAUAAUGGAAAGAGGGUAAAUGAGCGAGACCGCCUGCUCAAGAGGCUGGGCAAGAAGACUCCCCCAACGCUCUUCCGCGGUAGCUCCGUCCAGCAGUGUGUCUCCCAUGGCUAUGCCUUCUCCCAAGAAGAACAUGGAGCUGUUAGUCAGGAAGAACUAGUUCGAGCUUAUGACACCACCAGAAAGAAGUCCAAGAAGAAAUAAGCUGCCACUUCUCCGGACUUUGCGGUUUCAGGACAGAGAUUCUGUUUGUUGUAUCUACUGUUAACCCUUCUUUGUCAGAAGAGACUGGUGUCCGCGCCAAAACAACUCACAAACACAUUUCUGUGGCCUUAGCCGACCAGUUUGUUAGUUACAUAUUCCUUUGCAAGCCCGGAGCCCGGACCAUAGGAAAGCCAUGUUUUCCUCUUUGUCUGCAGUGCUUGCCGACACUUUUGUUUCCGCUGUUAGGAAGCAUUCAGCUGUGCUCUGCGAGGUAUGAAGUUCAAAGCACUGCUUCACCAACGGUUAAACAUCAGCGCUAGUUGUUCUGGGAGAAAGAGAAAGGUGCUUUAUGUUGCACGAGGAACCUGUCCAGUGUAACUGCACUGAGGCACGCUCCUUCCUGUUCCUUAACUCCCCAGCUGGGCCCAAGGGGCAGCAAGAAACUUCUCCUUAGACAGGUUGCUCACUUGCUUGCAUUCCUGGUUUUUUUGUUGUUGUUGUUGUUUUGUUUGUUUGUUUUUUUGUAUGAAGUGGCAUAAACUCCUUGGUUGCAAUGAAAUCUCAAAAACUUGCUUUGCUGGCGGCAAAGCUGAGAACGUUUCCUUGGACUUCCGAGCCGCCUGCCCAGCUGGUGCCCAUGGAUUCUCCUACACCUUCCCAGGUGCCAGCUGCGCCUGGUCCUGCCGCCAUGGUCCGUGCGCCCCUUGUCCUCAGACUUUCCGCGUGGCUGGCUGCUGGGCUGUGCCUGACAGCUGGUGCAAAGCCCACCCUGGACUGCAUUUUCCCUUGUCCCACUGCAGAUUCAGCUACGGAUGCCAGAAACGCCCGCCUUCCUCCACCACCCACUCAAAUCUGUAACUAAAGAAGAGACGCAAUGCUGUCCUAUACGUAUCCGACACAUUCACCUGCCUCUUCUGACACGGGAGUCCCGAGGGCCAGGGGGUCGGGGGUGGAACCCCCUGCCCUACUCUGGCUGUGAGUAUUAAUUUCCCAACCCCGAUCCCGGGGCCUUCGCAGCCAGCUCAGAACCCUUGCUUGUCUCCUAGGGACCUCAGCACAUUGUAGACUUCACUGGUGGGCAGCAUUUGGCUGUAACGUGCCUGUCCAGGGAUGGGAGAGACCUGCCACUGUAGCUCGAGAAUCAGGAGGAGCAAACCCAGAUGACGAGCAGAGGGCUGGGACAGGAGGAAGAUGACCACACGUGUCCUAGGAGGCAGUAGAAGACGUCCAGGGUUGGACGCAGCCUCGAGGACAUUUCUGCCACAUCUCCACAGAAACUCUCGUGCAGAAGCCCAGAUAAUUGCCACUGUCAGCCUCCUAAGACAAGCACUGAAACAAGACCUUGCCACACGCUUACAGUGCAAAGAAUUCUAAACAACCCAAGAAAAUGCCCGUUCUAAAAAUACUUCUGUCCUGUCCUUUCUUUGCCUCACCAGCUUCACGCACAGGCCUAUGCUGAGUUCUGAGGCUACGAAAGGGGGAACAAGUCCCUGACCGCUCCCACUGCACCCUGCAUUCUGAGCUGGGAUGGACCCUGCAGGCAGGCACAGAGGACCCAGAGCCCUGAGUAACCGACCCCCCAGGGACGUGUCCUCUCUCCGCUGGUAGCGCAGCCAGAUCGUGUGAGGAUUUAACCACAAGUGGGCAGCUGUUCCUGGGUAGAAUGGCAUGGUUCCUUGAGGCAUGGUGUGAUAACUUGGGAAUAAAACAAUGGUGCACUCUGCCCCCUAACACUUUAUUUUUGGAACAUCUAUAACUUGUUGGGUGUUGAAACAACCUAAAGUACAAUUUGCACUGACUUAAGAAAAUUGAUUCUUACAGAGCACCCAGCAGUCUGAAUCCCUAAAGACCACCAGAUAGGCAUGAGGCCAGGAGAUUAACAGCAAACCGAGGUGUCAUUCUUUACUGCACAUGCAGACAGGUAAAGACCACAAACAGGAGAAAGGAAAAUUAGGAUUGAAAGUGUAGGCAGCUUGAUGGUUUGGUCUCUUUUACCUGGUUUGAAACUGAUUUGAAAAGAUUGAAUGAAAACUCAAGUCUUUGUCCAACACGUGGCCCUUUCUUAGACUUGAAGCUUUUCAAAGCAGAUUUCUGAAGGAAAUGUGUUUGUGUUUAGGGUUUUGUUUUUCUUUUUAUUUUAUAUUCUAGGCUAACGGUUUGCAUUUUCAGGAAUUGAAGUACAUUUUUCUCUUCUUUGAGAAGCAGACUACACAAUGUUUGCAAUAAUGAAAUUUGUACACACAAAAAAAAUUUCUAGAAGAGAUACCUUUCUAUUUAUUCUCUCAUGUGAUUAACCUUCCUAUAGAUGGAUGACUAAACUGGGCAUCCAGGCGAGGCAGCUGUCAUGAUGUGUGAUGUAUAAUAUUUAGCCCUGCUGGCCCAUGUCAUUUGUCCUAUCUUUAAAUUGAGGUCAGGGUGUCCCACACAGCCCCUCCCCAAGGAGCCGAGUAACCUGGCCUGGGUUGCAUAUCUAGCUGUCAACUCAGUGGACUUGUCACGUGGGAGUUGUCACACUCCCACACAGUAAGUGACUGUCCAGCCAGCAGGUCAACCUCAGUCAGCAUUUCCAGGGCCUGCUGGUGGGCUGGGCUGAGCUGACGGACCCACCCAGCCAGACCCUUCAGCCAGAGCUGCAUGCAGACGGCUGCCCCUGUGGGAGGCUGUCCUGUUUGGGCCAACUGCAAACAGACAAGACAAGCCAUUCUUAGAGCUUGGUUCUGGGUGCUGCCACAUGGGCACCAUCCCCAUGGGCGGCGGUAGAAGGGACCAGGAAAAGCCACCUGUUUCUGCCGGGAAGUCCAAAUAAACACGAGCUGCUGCUCAGAGCAGCUUUGUAAUAACUUGGGGAGCACGGCUGAUGUGUCUGUCCUGUCUCAGUGCAGAAUACUCCAGACUUCCCGACCAGUAUCACUUUCUUCCAUCUCCUAACACACAUGUACACACAAAAACCCACAAAGAGGACUUGCUCGAGUCAGUAUACCACACAAGUGUGUGCUUUGGAGAAAGGGGAUGGUGUUUCUUUAACAUUUGUAGACAAGUAUCUUAAAAAGCGAAACUAGGAUUCAGCAAAGCUUGGCUGAGGACUCUGUUGACAUUUUCCCUUCCCUGAGCAGGUUUCAGGUAUGCUACAGUGAGCUGGCAGCGAAAAUCACAAUAACUUGUCAAGAAGCAGCGAAUAGUGAGAAGUGAAUGGAGAAAGCUGUACAGAUGACAGGCUUCUAGUUUGAAUAUUUCUAAAAUGAAAGUUACAGCCUAUAAUCUCGAUUUGUUAUAGCAAUGACCUUCCCACUUCUUAAACCAGAAGCAAGAGAAUUUUCUACCAGAGACUCCUGUUGCUCAGAUGUGCGUCUUCCAGCAUAGACUGAACGUAAUGUUUGCAAAACUCUGCUGUAGGAUAAGGUCAUCUUUAGCCAUGAACAUGUGAAAAGGCUACACACAUCUCAGUCAGGGUUUGAAUUACUGCCCUGAGUCAUUGUCCCAAAGUAAUUCAAGGAGUGAUUUAGCUUCAGUGUUUGAAAUGUAGCCUUCAUCUCCUGGGAUCCAUUAAAAUAUGCACAAAGAAUUUGGCUAAACAGAGUCUAAAAUAAUAACUUGGCAAAGAAAUGAAUUUAUCAGACAAAUCAAAACAUGGCAUUCCAUGUCAUACUGAUUAUUUUCUUCACAUAAAUGCUUAAGUUAGCAAAUGUAAGAAUGAAGGAGAUAUUUAAAGCCCUCUGCUCUCAAACAAACACAUCAGUCAGUUUGGUUGGUAGUUCUUCAUUGGCUCCAGGCAGUUAUGUGUCUCAGGGGGACAUUAUUAACUCGUAAGAGCAAUUUUUCCACUUGGAAUGGUGGGGAAGACAGAAGUUUCCAGUGGGCCAUAGAAGUGAGGUUCCAGUCCCCGUGUUGACACCGUGUAAUAUUCUCGGAAUGAAUGGACUGGGUGUACUCGGCUUGAUGUGUAUCCACUGUUUAGUCAUGUUUUCUCAGCAUCCCGAACUGUCCAGUAGUCUACCUCUCCAUGCCCACUACCCCACUCUGUUAGGUACCAGUGACUUCUGGAGGAAAAAACAAAAACAGUAUGAAAUCAACAUAAAUCUAAGUGGUCAGAAGAGAGAGGCGAGGGGCAUGCUCACCCCUUACCCCAUCCCAGCUAGGAUCCACCGUGGUUAACCCAGGACAAACACCUCCCUCCGCCAAGGGCGGGGAGACAAAAGGCUGAUUCUUUUUACACCCAGGCUGGCUCAUUCUCCAGCGACAGUCUCUCUCCCUAGCAGCCUCCAGAUACCGCACCUACUCGCCUCUUUCUCCCAGGCAUCGGACCAAGAAAAACAGGCUCAAAAGAUUAGCCCACCGGCCUUUCUUCUGACCUGGCUAAAGAAAGAAAAGAGACCUGUUUGUUUUAAAAAUCAGGAACAAAGUGUCAGGUAGCUUGAUUUAUGACAAAUGGGAAGAAGAAAGUUGAAAUAAUAGCACUAUCCAAACAACCCUGCCCAGGAAACGCAGGGGUCAGGAGAGCUUAUCAAGACUCUAUCGGAGGCGGAAGGAAAACCCGGAAGGCAGAAGACGAAAGAGCAGGCUGUGUACACACUGGCCAAGUGGGCCCGGUGGUGUUCCUAGAAAUAGCUGGGUCCAGGGUUACAGGUAAAUCAAUAAACAACCAAGAACAGAAAAAGGAAACCUGCCCAGCUAUAAGAGUCUCCUUCCGACAAGAUCCGUGCACCAUACCUUAUCAACAUGUACAAGUGUUAUGUGUUAUGUUUUUAAAGGUCCUCCAGGUGGUGGGGAGGGAGCCUCUUGCCUUAAAUGUGAAAAGCCCUGGGUUUAGUCCCCAGCACACGCACACAUAUGCACAUGCACUUAUACACAUGCACACAUGCACACAAACCCGCACACAUGCAUGCUCAUAAAAACUCACUUGGUUUUUCACUAAAACACAAAUGCGAGGCUGAAAACUGCUCUCUCCUUUCCUGCUCCUUCUCCUGUGUUACCAGGGACGGCCGUAUCCACAGCUGUCCAGGCCACUUCCACGUGGGCCUCACUCCCUAGGGCAAUGCAGGCAGCCGCAGCAGUGCUGCCAGCCGCAGGGUGAGCCCAUCUCCUCGAAUGCCCCACGUCACUGCAGCACUGUGCUCCAACAUGGUGUCUUUGUCGUAUGUGUCUCAUGCAAGCAGAGCAGAGUGCUCUCCUGUCGCCUGUCACAUCUGUGCUGGGGUUGCUUAAACACUGCAAUGGGGACAUUUCUCUGGGUAUGCGGGGGGGGGGGGGGGGGGGCGGGGAGCAGGCUGCAGGGCCUUGCUUAAUUGGCUCCCAGCAGAGCAGUGAGUGCUUCCGAGGCUGGUGGGGUUUCCGUUCCCUCCCUCUAGAAGUGUAACCAUUUUCCCAGUCCAUUAAUGUCCUCUGGUUGUGUGAGCUGAGUUCCCUCCUGGAGGGAAUACAAAUGUAGGGCAUCUCCUUGUGUGUGUAAAGGCAUUUGGAAAAUUUAGUGGUUUGUAGCUUUGAUCAAUCCUGUCAACCGGAGUAUGUCUGCACAAACCCAUUUCAAAUAAAUCUUUUGCUAAGGUAA